AUGAAGCCAGUGCUGCUGAUCAGAUUCACUCAGCUGAGAUCUGUCAUUGAGAAAUACAGCUUUUACGGUUUACAGAUCAACGAUUUAGCUGCAGCUAUGGAGCCUACAGCCACUUUCAGAAGUGAUUUCAACUCAAGAGAAGAUUACUCAAAGGAUUACAUGAAUCUAAGCCACAAGGUGAGAAAACCGAUUGUGGAGAAGUUGCGCAGAGAUCGCAUCAACAACAGCAUCGAGGAACUCAAGGCUCUGCUGGGUCCACAGCUCCAGAACCAGCAGCCCGAGUCCAAGCUGGAGAAAGCCGACAUCCUGGAGAUGACCGUCUGCCUCCUGAGACAGCGACUCCAGCAGCAGCAUCAGCAGCAGACGGUGCCCUUCUCUGGUGGUGCUGUCAAGGGAGCAGCCAUUCUUGAACAGGAAGGUCGCCAGCCUUUUGUCAAUAACAUGAUGAAGACACAGUCCCAUGCUACAGGGCUGAGCCAUAUCCAGUCACCAAAGCCAUGUUUUAGUGGUACCAUGAAACAGCCGGUCUCUCCACUGCAGUUCAUUGAGAGGGGCCCAAACAAGAGCUCCCCCUGGAGGCCGUGGUAG
Engraulis encrasicolus (European anchovy) is the source of this 588-nucleotide messenger RNA. Its product is annotated as transcription factor HES-5-like. The record is from RefSeq and is a predicted model, not a curated record. Bases 1 to 588 code for a protein of 195 amino acids. Gene Ontology annotation, biological process: anterior/posterior pattern specification; regulation of neurogenesis; regulation of transcription by RNA polymerase II. Gene Ontology annotation, cellular component: nucleus. Lineage: Eukaryota; Metazoa; Chordata; Actinopteri; Clupeiformes; Engraulidae. The transcript has 2 exons. Gene Ontology annotation, molecular function: RNA polymerase II cis-regulatory region sequence-specific DNA binding; protein dimerization activity; DNA-binding transcription factor activity, RNA polymerase II-specific.